Molecule: messenger RNA, 2126 nt
Organism: Dreissena polymorpha
Lineage: Eukaryota; Metazoa; Mollusca; Bivalvia; Myida; Dreissenidae
Exons: 3
Coding region: 584-946 (120 amino acids)
Source: RefSeq, a predicted model, not a curated record
GUUACAUUACACUAAAUCAUUGUGUAUCCCUCCGUGGUCCAUUCGAAAGUAGUGCCUAUUUCUAAAGAGUUCCUUUUCUCUUCUUGAAUAUAAGCCAUUUAACAAUGUGAGACAUGUCUUUUGUGGUUAUUUGUAAUAUCCUGUAUGUGUCUGGAGUACUUUGAUGCCUUGGAUUGGAAGCUAACUUAAAAGAUGGACUUUUGAGGGUGUGUUUUCUAUUGUGUGGGGCUUUUGUCGAAAUUAGGAUUCCGAAACACGUUUUUCUACGGUGGGUUCAUUCGACAGCGAUUUACUUUCUUAGAAGUUGCGAGACGGUAUGUUUUUGAUUGCAAUUAUUGGAAGAGGACAGAUCCAUCUUUAAAAUGAUACCAGGUUCGGAAAAAUUGAUACGUCGAAAAGGCAAGAAAAAUGCUGUGAAAGUUGUCAGUUUUAUAAUGGGACCCUAUGGGAAUCGGAAUUAGUGUAAUAUAACCUUAAAAAAGCACAUUUACUGCAAUGUCAAGGUCACAUGGAUUCGUCUGCAAGCGAGACAAGUAGAACAUGAAUUUUAAUGAAUGUUUUGAUGAUUUGGGUGCUAAAAUAGAUGAGAGAUGUCAAUAUUUUGGUUCAAAUGGAUGUUUUAGGUGGUUUUGGACUGUUCCGGAUGGGAGGGGGACCUGGUAUGGACAAAGUCAGCCAGACCAUGAUUGAGCUUAAGGAUUGUGCUGCGGAUGCGGCCUGUGCAGUUCCGGGAGAAAGUCACUGUCUUGGGCAUUGCGGUCUGGUAUCAGGUCUGGAUGAUCCUUGCCUGACUCCGGGUUUGUGUACACCUCAAUCCGACUCCCUGUCCGGUACCGAGGCCUCAGUGGUGCAGCGCUUGUGGACGAUCCAUCGACAUCCUGAAAGGUCAACACUUCACCAAGCUGGGAAAAUUGAUCCUGAUAGUCAUCCCCAGGUAGUGAAAUGAAUGUACACUGAACUACAGAGGAAUCACACCCAAAUGACUUUUCCGACAUUAGUGUGGCCCCUCGGGCAGGAAUUCCUUAGCAAACAUGCUUUUUUGCAUGGGGACUGUGGCAUUUUUGCAAAACUUAAGCUUUCAACGCUGGAUUUUAAAGAGAACACUUAAUAAAAUGAAGCCAACAGGACUUAUUUUAAUGAGAGAGACUAUCUGGAUGAGCAACAAAUGUCACAUUGUGUCGUUAGCUGUUGAAGGAGCGAUUUGCGCCAUUUCAAGUGUUAAUUUUGGGUAGCAGGCUUGUAUCGGCUUGAAAGCUGCAAAUUAUUCCUCUCAUCAUGAUAGCAUUAAUUAUUUUAAUUGCAAUGUGUAUGUUUAGAUUGUAAGUGAAGCUUUUAAUAAUAAUUUUCUUGAAAAACAUUAUUUUAUAUGCUGUCAGUGAGUUUUUUGUGUGAAAAAAGUGCUUAAAAUUAAAAAAAAGUCUCCUUUUUCAUCAAGAAAAGUACACUGAUUCACAAUCAAUACAUUUAUUUGGGCCUUUUGCUGAUAUAUUGGUGAAUUUCGCAUGCAAUGAUACCAGUUUUUGCCAUAAAAGUUACGCGUAACAAUAAUUAGAGACACAAAAUCAGCUGUCGUCACUUAGACUAAAAAUCAUGCAUUUCGACUUGACUGCGGCCAAUUUAGUCACCGCUUUAAAUGGCCAUUUUAAGGCCUUUUCCCCCCUCCGAAUGCACUGAAAUUGCAUAUUCAUUGUGGAAAUAGUUUAAAUCUCAUGUGGAGAAAGUUUGAAAAGGAUAGGACAAAGUUGAGUUCCCUUAAAGGUUACAUUACACUAAAUCAUUGUGUAUCCCUCCGUGGUCCAUUCGAAAGUAGUGCCUAUUUCUAAAGAGUUCCUUUUCUCUUCUUGAAUAUAAGCCAUUUAACAAUGUGAGACAUGUCUUUUGUGGUUAUUUGUAAUAUCCUGUAUGUGUCUGGAGUACUUUGAUGCCUUGGAUUGGAAGCUAACUUAAAAGAUGGACUUUUGAGGGUGUGUUUUCUAUUGUGUGGGGCUUUUGUCGAAAUUAGGAUUCCGAAACACGUUUUUCUACGGUGGGUUCAUUCGACAGCGAUUUACUUUCUUAGAAGUUGCGAGACGGUAUGUUUUUGAUUGCAAUUAUUGGAAGAGGACAGAUCCAUCUUUAAAAUGAUA